GUCGACCAGUUGGGAUCUGAACGAGAUGCCGACGACUGCCGCGGAGGAGACAGACGACGAGUCAGAGCCUCAUUCGCCGUCGAUUAUGGGAAGCGGCGGUGGACGAAUUGCGUUGCGGGGGACAAAGAGGAAGAGAAGGAACAAGUGUUGGGUGGUGGAUUUGUACUGGGACAAGAAUGAGAUGAGGACGGAGGCGGCAGCCGGCAGUGGCGGGAUCGAAAUCGAAGAGAGGAAGGAGCAGCCAGGUGCUUCCGUGCGUUUAACAAACUAAGUGGGGGUGAUGAGGUGGAAAAAUAAAUUCAAAUUUUUUUA
Linum trigynum is the source of this 312-nucleotide messenger RNA. The record is from the annotation of a GenBank genome assembly. NCBI's taxonomy places the organism in Eukaryota, Viridiplantae, Streptophyta, Magnoliopsida, Malpighiales, Linaceae.